GGUGGCGAAAGUGGCAAAGCAGCCUUCGCUUUCCCACCACGCCAAGCCCCACCUCAAGGCUUUCAAGCUCUGGUGCCUCAAAAAAUGUUCGCGCUUGCACUCUAGUACUGAGCCGUCGUACUCUCCUUCUCAGCCCAAUCGUGGUUGCCAGGAGGCGUUGUAUGGCAGGAGGAUUGUGUAUCUUCGAGUGAAGAAGUGUUGUGGUGUCUGUUUUAGUCUACCGAUUAGCAGCGGUAGCAUACUCUUAGCGGUGAAGGACGUUGGUGCAUCUGAUCGUCUUCUUCCCUCAUGGCAGACGUUGAAGCCUUACAGACAUUUUCUUUGUUCUUGAAGCUUUGUGGUAUGUUAAAGCAUAGUACUAAAUUGUAGCAAUCGAGUAACCCGUGAUGACUAGAGGGGAUACGCCGGCGCUCAGUAGUGUACAGAUUUGAUCCCGUGGAGUUUCGGAGGUGGCAUGCUUGGGACUUGCGGCUUACAGGGUAGUCGGAGUUACCGCUUCUGUAGUGUGUUGGGAUAGUUCCAGAUUUCCUACAGUAUGUACACAAUCUGUUCUGAAUAUUUGGGUCCAGGAGGAAUUUUGUACGUGUACGUUCUGUCUUUGGAGCUCGAGUGCUAGUGCCUUCAGAAAGGCAGACUGAGAGCGGAAGGCGAUGUUAUCCAUAGUUGAUGAGCAAAUGAAUACUCCUUCACAUUGUACAGUAACUUAGUAGCUCACUCUGGUGGUAUCAACCAUCGCGUCGCUCUCAAGCCUCGCAAGUACUUGAUAUGAGAGAGAUAGAUAGUGAGAGAGAUUCCCUUUCUUAUCGUCCUUAUGCUUUCUUUGCUGUAUUUUUGACAGCAAUCAGGCUGAUCAUUGAUUACUUUCAUGCACCCUUCUCAGUUAAACGUUUAUAUAAUCGCGCCUAUCUUUGCUCUCAGAGAUGUCCAACUUCUGCUUGGCUCAGGCAUGUGGGUAGCACACCUGAAGCAGUGCAGAGCUGCAGUUGAAGGACUCAGGAUUGGUGUAUCCGAGGACCAGUUCAGGUUGUAGUAUCAGCAACGAGUGCAACGCAGAAGCUUGCGUGGAUGCGUGACGGCGACUUGGACGCUACAAUCUGGAAGAACUUGCCAGAAGAGGUGCUGGAGCGCAUUUUUGCCCUACUCCCUUUCCCAAACCUAUUCCGCUGCGCUACAAUUUGCAAAAAAUGGCGCAUGAUUGCUCAGAGCCCUCUCCUCCGCCUCACACGAGCCUCCUCCAUCGUCACUCCGUGGCCAUCGUACUGCCUCGUCCGCUACAGCCAGCGUGAGAGCGGCGCCCUACACUGGUCCGGUUUUUGUACAGAUACCAACAAAUGGCAAGACAUGCCCCGCAUCUCCAUUCCCACCUGUCCUGGCAAGUGCGUUAUAACGGGCUCAGGAGGUCUGCUCGCAAUUUACAAACCAGGGACUGUUCUAGUGUGCAAUCCUAUCACGGGACAGCAACGAGAAUUGCCGCGAACAAAUCAGAAAUGGUCGUGGCCGAAUGUCUUGCACAUGGUCACGGACGAUGUCCAGGGUUCCUACACGAUCAUUCUAGCGGGGACCGAGGCAUACUCCAUCAGAAAACUCCAAGCCACGGAAGUAUACGACUCCGUUACGAACAAGUGGGUCGUCACAGGGAGCCUCCCCGCAGGAAUGCGCCUCGACACACAAGACGCUGCGCUUGACAACGGCCUCCUCUACUGCACCGCGCAGAAGGUUUACGUGCAGGCGGAGGAUAACCUCGUGGGUACUGACGCGCUCGUAGCGUUUGAUAUCCAUCGCGGCGUGUGGUCAGAAGUUGCGAACGAAUUCCCGGACGAUAGCGCGCGCCAGACACCGCUCGUCUGCGGGGGGCGGAUCGUCAUGGCAGUGGCACCUGUCGAUGAUGAUGGGCCCGUGGGUUGCUUCUACGCGCUCAACGCCGUCACCAAGCACUGGGAGCUCAUUGCGUCCAUGCCUGAGGUCAUGCACCGGCGAGUCCGACCGUGGGGCGCAUGCGCAGUGAGUGGGAAUGAUAUCGUUGUGGUGAGUGAUUCGGCACAAGGGUGUGUUGUAUCGUAUGACAUGGCAUGGGGCACUUGGUGCGAGCGAAAGGCACCGAUCAAGUUUACUAAGUCGAACAGACCGUCCGCCAAGGAAGUCCGACUCUUGGCUACCGUUUCCUUCCGUCCGGACGCGAACGCUACUCCAUGAUCGACGCAAUCGUGGUGACAGAGCUUCGACAAACGAUAUGAAGGGCUAGCGCAAUCCCGAUUGAUUGCUGACUGUAUUGUUGCUCCGCCCACUCGAUUUUUUGCCUCUUCAGUUGGAUUCAUUUCCUAUUUUCAGUUCGACAUUGAAAUUCUGAGAGACUUGCCGCCGUGAAUUAUCUUGUACACUACAGAAGUCGGGAGAUCAUUUACAUUAUAGCUGUACUUUUAGAUGUGGGUGUAGUCCCUGAGUUGCGGGCACCCUUCAGAGUUUUCCAACUGACCGCUUGGCGGAGACGUUCUUAGUUAAGAGAGAUGGAGAGUUGUAUCAGUUCGAACUCGGUCUAGGCCGGGGAUGUGCAGAGAGGCGUUGUUGUGCAGACCUGUAAGAAUAGAAAUAGAAGUAGACUUGUACUAAAAUUUUGUCCCAAUGUUACAAGGUCUGUACGUCGAGUGCGUGUGGGUAAAGUUUCUCUGGUUCUAAUGCCGAAUGAGGCUCAUCACUGAGCCAUCGUGCUACAGCACGAUACUUAAUACGUGUUGAUUGUGGCAACUCCGUUCAAAGUGCAGAGCACUUGUUCAACUCGGAGGUGCUCGUCCAGAAUGUGAGAAAGGGAAUGAAAUCUAUCUGAUUUUGACGUA
This is a messenger RNA of Physcomitrium patens, 2831 nucleotides long. Lineage: Eukaryota; Viridiplantae; Streptophyta; Bryopsida; Funariales; Funariaceae. The record is from RefSeq and is a predicted model, not a curated record.